Messenger RNA from Asparagus officinalis (garden asparagus), 681 nucleotides. RefSeq lists its product as uncharacterized. The coding region runs from base 1 to 681 and encodes 226 amino acids. The transcript is spliced from 4 exons. Lineage: Eukaryota; Viridiplantae; Streptophyta; Magnoliopsida; Asparagales; Asparagaceae. The record is from RefSeq and is a predicted model, not a curated record.
AUGGGGACAUCCACAGUCACUCUUUCACCUGACAUCCAUGUCAUUCAAGUUGGGUCAUGCUUAUCUGAAUCACAAGCUAAUUUCCUUUCUAGACCAGUUUCGAAAGAAGAAAUAAAGAAUGCUAUCUUCUCAAUGGAUGAUAACAAGGCUCCAGGCCCUGAUGGAUAUAGGAAUUAUACCAGGAAGAACAUCUCACCACGAAUCAUGAUGAAUAUUGAUAUUAGAAAAGCUUUUGAUACAAACAAUUGGGACUUUUUGAAAGAAAUGCUUCAAGGGCUGGGGUUUCCUACAGUAAUGAUUAAAUGGAUAAUGGCUUGCAUAUCUUCCCCUAAGUACUCUAUUUCUCUUAGUGAUUUCAGUGAGAUCACUGGUUUGGAAGCUAAUAUGGAUAAAUGUUCUGUAUACUAUGGUAGGGUGAAUGAUUCUGUCAAAGUGGCUAUUCACAGUUUCCUGGGAUUCACCGAAGGCACUAUUCCUUUCAGAUAUCUGGGUGUACCUCUGAACUAUAAAAGGCUUACAAGUGAGGAUUGUAAUCCUCUUAUUGAAAAAAUAUCAAGCCAGUUUCAAAAGUGGUUAAAGCAUAAUAACCUAUCCUAUGCAGGGAGAAUUCAGGGGACUCGUGGUGUUGGAAACAACUUAUCAAAAUCAGGAAUAAAGCUCUGGUUGUUUUGGGAGGAGUAG